Acaulospora morrowiae is the source of this 165-nucleotide messenger RNA. The record is from the annotation of a GenBank genome assembly. Lineage: Eukaryota; Fungi; Glomeromycota; Glomeromycetes; Diversisporales; Acaulosporaceae.
AUGACAUUCUCCUUCAAAAUAUACAAGGUCAACUACAACAAAUAUCAGAAUGCCAUGCUUAUUAACACUAUCAAGAGCGAUAAGCCUAAGAAUAAUGAUAAUUCUGGAGAUAGAUUCUCAGAUAAUGAACCCUUUGAAUUUGAUAAGUCAAGACCAACCAGAUGA